Molecule: messenger RNA, 930 nt
Organism: Erinaceus europaeus (western European hedgehog)
Lineage: Eukaryota; Metazoa; Chordata; Mammalia; Eulipotyphla; Erinaceidae
Gene: LLPH
Product: LLP homolog, long-term synaptic facilitation factor
Exons: 3
Coding region: 128-511 (127 amino acids)
Biological process (GO): dendrite extension
Cellular component (GO): nucleolus
Molecular function (GO): RNA binding
Source: RefSeq, a predicted model, not a curated record
CUGCCAGGCUUCCCGGCUCCCGGCGUGCACUGCGACAGGACGUGCCCGGAAGACGGAAGUCUGGAGGCUUCCGGUCUUCGUGAGCGGCGUGUGUUGUGUGGGUUUGAGCUUUUCUUAAGGUGAAAACAUGGCUAAAAGCUUACGGAGUAAGUGGAAACGGAAAAUGCGAGCUGAAAAGAGAAAAAAGAAUGCCCCAAGGGAGCUAAGCAGACUUAAAAGUAUUCUUAAAGUAGAUACUGAUGUUUUAAUGAAAGACGUGCAAGAAAUAGCAACUGUGGUGGCACCCAAAAAUUGUCAAGAGAAAAUCCAGUGUGAAGUCGAAGAUGAAAAAGGUGACAUGAAAAUGGAGACUGAAAUUAAGAGAAACAAAAAGAGCCUUCUGGAUCAGCAUGGGCAGUACCCCAUAUGGAUGAACCAGAGACAAAGAAAAAGGCUGAAGGCAAAACGAGAGAAACGGAAAGGCAAAAGCAAAGCAAAUGCAGCAAAAGCAGCUAAGGGUUUGGCUUGGUAGACUCUUAAAAACUUGAGAAUUACCCUAUGGGACAGAUUUCCCAUUAGAAUGUAUGCUUUUGAUUCCAGCUCCCACCAAAUGAUAACUUUAUUUCCAUAUUUUAACAUGACCUUUUCCUUCAAGUAAUAAUUCAAGUUUGCUUUUGGAACUUGAAUUCAGUAUUAUCUUUAAGGAAUAAAAAUUAUAGAUGUUCAAGAUUCAGGGUUUAUCAGACAUUAAAAUUCUGUCAAAGCAUUGAUAUGGUGGUAAUUGUCCUCAGUACCUGUACUACUUAUCAGAGCUAUACUGAUAAAUUGGAGAUAACUCCAAUUUAAAGAAAACAUAGUAUCUUUAAAAUAUAAUAUCUGGAUAUUAUAAACAUUAUGCAAUUAGAGUUUUGAUUCUGUAUAUAAUUCUUAAUAAAAGAAAUUUUGUGUGUG